AUGUCGCUCGGUCACAACGCCUGGCCCCCGGGCAAUAUCCGUCCUCCCGAUGAGCAUCUGGACUCGCCGCGCCCUGUCAAUGGCUUGGUCAAGACAUUAUCUGGCUCGCGAACUCCCCAAAUACGCGGGUCUGUCAGCGCCGACGGGCCGAACCCGGGUAGUAUGACAUCGGAGCCCGAUAUGGCAGUCGAGGAGGACCCGCGCAUUGCCCAAUUCCGCGAUCUCUAUCGGCGCAGCGAAGCGAAAAUCAACGCGCUCUUUUCUGCUCAAUCUGUCCCGGCUGACACUGCCGGCGCCGCGGGCGCGGAGCCUGACCAGGUGGAAGGUCAACCUGAACGCGUCGAUGCGCCGGCACCCCCUUCGGCCGCCCCGACCAAACCUGCCCGCAAGCUUGACGACGAUUAUGAUGACUACGAUGAGGACGAGGAUGUGGAAAUGGCUGAUUCGACCGAAUCGCCCUUGAAAGCCAAGUCUAUUCCGCCGUCGCAGGAUACCGGCACCGCUGCACCUCCGUCCCAACGUACCGGUACCGCAGCCUCUCUUGUUGCUGAACAGAUGAAAGAAUCGAAGAAAGAAACAAUGGAAGAUAUUCGGAAACAGCUCGAAGAAGACAAGAAAGCAACGGAAGAAGCUGCCAGGAGAAGCUUCCACACCAUCUUCUAUACUCUUGAAAAUGACCGCGAUGCUAUGCUGGACCAGCAGCGGUUGGAGGAAUCCGAGCGACAAGUGGAGGCAGAGAUCUCCGGCCAGGCCAAUGGCGGUGGGAGUAACGCCGCUGUUGGUUCAAAUGGCUAUAGUUCUCUGAGUAAUACAAACCUGGGUGCAUCCAGCUUGACACUGAAGAAUCUCAUUGCUCGAAUUGACAAAAAGCGCGACAUGGUACAAGCAUCCGAUGCUGAGCUUCGAAGUCUCCUGAGCGAAGUACGCAAGAAUCGCAGUAAAUGGGCCAGCGAAGACAAGAUUGGCCAGGAAGAGCUAUAUGAAUCUGCAGAAAAGGUCCUUAGCGAGCUCAAGGCCAUGACAGAACAUUCUACUGCUUUUUUGACCCGUGUCAACAAACGGGAUGCCCCGGAUUACCACACGAUAAUUAAACACCCGAUGGACCUCGGAACGAUGACGAAGAAGCUCAAAAGCUUGUCCUACCGUUCGAAGCAGGAUUUUGUGGACGAUCUCAACCUCAUCUGGUCGAAUUGUUUGAAAUACAACACUAACCCUGAGCAUUUUCUACGAAAACAUGCCUUAUACAUGCGAAAGGAGACCGAGAAGCUAGUUCCUUUGAUUCCCGAGAUUGUCAUCAGAGAUCGUGCUGAGGUUGAAGCUGAAGAGCGCCGAAUGCAACUUGCCGAACUUGACGGUGCCGAGGAAAGUGAUGAUGAACCUAUCAUGUCUUCUCGAGGAAGAAAGGCCCCUGGGAAAUCGUCGAAGAAAGGCACCGCACCCUCCCGCAAUACGCCUAGCGGAUCUGAAGGCCCUUCGGGUGCUCCGGCCAGUCAGCCUCCGGCACCUGUCCGUGCAGAUUCUGAUACGGCCAUGGAAUCAGGCCAGAAUGGUUUCUCUACCCCUCCACCUGGAUCACACACACCCUCAGACCCUGCAGGCGUGGGCGUAGGGGCUGCAGCAAGCCAACAGUGUGAUUCUAUGGAGAUCGACGCCCCUAUAAUCUCUACUGCAUCUCUCAGUGCUCUUUCAGUCCCUGGAAUGGAACUAGAAGACCCUGAGUACAAAGUAUGGAAGCAAGUCACGAAAAAGGAUCGAGCUCUCAUUGCCGCUGAACGGCACCGUCUUCUCAAAAGCGACAAACUCAACCCUGACGAGCCAGCUCUGCUCCGGACAAAGGCCGGUAUGCGGCGAUGGCUUCGUCACGAAAAGCAAGCUGCUAUCGAAGCUGACAAAAUCCAAGAUGCCGGUGCCCAGACAAUGGAACCCGCGGCCCCUGGAGAGACACUUGCAGAGGGUAUCGAGGUUGAAGAAGACAAAAUGGUUCCUUAUUACUACGACGUUAUGUCUGGUGUCCCAGACCUCCCAGAACGACUUGCCUGGAAAGAAGAUGCAGAGGGCAAUGUUGUGGAUGCCUCUGAAGAGUACCUCAGAAUUCUUCCCAAGGACUCUUUCACGCAGCCAGAUAGCAAAUUGACUCGCAAAUUUAAUGACAACAUGCGACAAAUGCAAGAUACACGUAAGAUUUGCUCGAAGAUCGGCAUUGUGAAGCAAAUGCAGCUGCAGUCUCAGAUGUAUCAAAACCAAUUCCAGAAGUACCAACCCGAACCUUUUGCCGAGCAAGAUGUUGCACCUCACGUCAUGAACGACGAUGGCCCCGUGAUCGCUCCAGGAACUUGUCGGGCCGCGCUGCAGCGAUCAGUCGCCAAGAUCUUCUAUCACACUGGCUUUGAGGAGUACCAACCAUCGGCUCUUGAGGUUGUUACUGACAUUACAGCCGACUUUUUCCACAAGAUCGGCGAAACGAUCAAAUCCUAUAUGGAAGCACCCAAAGUUCCCGCAGUUGAAUCUGAGGACCCUGCUUCAUCUGCCGCUGACUGGAAACCUGCGUAUACCGAGCCGGAGAUGGUACUUCACACCCUUGGGGCGGUCGGUAUCAACAUCGAUGAGCUUGAGUCCUAUAUUAAAGAUGAUGUUGAGCGUCUCGGAACUAAGCUUUCCACUGCCCACGAUCGCCUCAAGAUGCUUCUCACAGAGCUCCUCCGGCCCGCCUUUGCGGAUGGCGGCGAAGACGGAUCCCAUGCCUUUGCGGAUGGAAGCGAGCAGUUCGUUGGAGGCGACUUUGCUGAGGAUAUCGAUGAGGACUUCUUUGGAUUCAAGGAGCUGGGUCUUGACCGUGAGUUCGGUCUUGCGACUCUUAGCGUGCCACUUCAUCUACUUCAGAACCGUAUGUUUAAUGCGGCACGCUCCCAAGACACAAGCUCUAUUCAAGCGAUUGACCUCUUCCCACCACCUCCGCCUUAUGUCCGUAUCUCGGUGGAUAACUUGCCCAAUCAGAUCGGACUGGUGCAAUCGUUCUUCAAGGGCAAAUUGGAUGCGCAUAGCGAUGAGCCCCUCGUCGAAGAUCUUGAAUUACCACCCAAACAGAGGCCAAUGGCUGCUAAACCCCGUCUCCCGGCUUCCGGUAAGAUUCCUGCGAUAGCUGGAGUCUUGGGUGCUACAUCAAGCCCGCAGAAGCGACCUGUACCGCCGAAUGCAGCCAGUACUUCCAAACCAGGGCCUUCAGAACCAAGCAAAAAGAAGAUCAAAAAGAAUAGCGGUGUCGCAUUAGAGAUGCCUAAUUUCAAUAUCGAUGGUGAUGCCGACCAACCCAACGCCACAAACGAGACUAAAGACUUCAUGACCGAUCUUACACCCAAACCCGAAGAUUCCAACAUGCCGGAUGGCACUGGUGAGCUCAGUGCCAGCCAACAGGAUAACACUGUUCCGAUGACAAAUGGUACUACGACAUGA
Penicillium macrosclerotiorum is the source of this 3450-nucleotide messenger RNA. RefSeq names its product SAGA histone acetyltransferase complex subunit SPT7. Gene Ontology annotation, cellular component: SLIK (SAGA-like) complex; SAGA complex. Gene Ontology annotation, molecular function: protein heterodimerization activity; structural molecule activity. The record is from RefSeq and is a predicted model, not a curated record. The transcript has 4 exons. Gene Ontology annotation, biological process: regulation of transcription by RNA polymerase II. Bases 1 to 3450 code for a protein of 1149 amino acids. NCBI's taxonomy places the organism in Eukaryota, Fungi, Ascomycota, Eurotiomycetes, Eurotiales, Aspergillaceae.